Messenger RNA from Phytophthora nicotianae INRA-310, 2319 nucleotides. RefSeq names its product Fe-S protein assembly co-chaperone HscB. The transcript has 6 exons. Bases 109 to 852 code for a protein of 247 amino acids. The record is from RefSeq and is a predicted model, not a curated record. Lineage: Eukaryota; Oomycota; Peronosporomycetes; Peronosporales; Peronosporaceae. Gene Ontology annotation, cellular component: mitochondrion. Gene Ontology annotation, biological process: protein complex oligomerization; [2Fe-2S] cluster assembly. Gene Ontology annotation, molecular function: ATPase activator activity; protein-folding chaperone binding.
GGGUAUCUUUUCCUUGAUGUGGUCCACAUUUUUGUCGACUGGUGUGGCUGAUGCUCACUUCGAAAUUGUAGCAAUCACACUCAAACAGAGCUUCACUCAUUGUUGUCAAUGCUGUCGGGAAAGGUGCUUUGUCGCGGCCUGCAGCGCGCGUUGAGGGCGCCGCAACAGAUGCGUAGCCUCGCAGUCGCCGUUGAGAAGGUGGACGACGACAUCCCGGAGGCCUCGUGCCGCCCAGAAGCCAAAGGACCGGAUUGCUGGAAGUGCCACCACGCGACGGACUGCUGCUCCUUCUUUUGCAAAUCGUGCAAUGCCAUCCAGCCCAUCGACAAGGGCUGCCACUGCGACUACUUUGAGAUGUUCAAAGUGCCCAAGAAUUUUAACCUGGAGCAGCGCAGCAUCGAGAAAACGUACUGGAACUUACAGAAGCGUCUGCAUCCAGACUUGUACGGAUCCAAGUCAGAGUUUGAGAAGGAGCUUUCUGCUGUGAAUGCCGCUGUCAUUAAUGAUGCAUACAAAAUGCUGAAGACGCCCAACACGCGUGUUAAAUACUUGCUGGCAUUGCAUGGGAUCGAUGCACUCGGUGAGACUGCAAGCACUGCUGUGGAUCCCGAACUGCUGAUGCAGACGAUGGAGAUCCGAGAACGCAUCGCCGAAGCACCGGAUGUGAACGCGCUGCACGAGAUUCGUAAGGAGAUCUCGGAGCACAUUGACUCCAUCAUUAACAAGCUUGGGGAAGUAUACGACAAGGAUCAGGACCUCGAAUCAACGAAGCAAUACGCAGUCGAGCUCCAGUACAUGGUCAAGUGCGCAGAAGAGAUCGACCUAAGGGAAGAAAAGCUGGACGAAUAUUAGAAAGUGUCAAUAACUGUCCAGCGCUGUUGUCAUGUCAGGUAUAUUUUCCCAGCGCCAGUUCUGUUGUGUGGUACUUGAAGUAAUAUUGCAACAGAAUUGCGGUGUUCACGCUUUUCGGAUUGGAGUACAUGUGCGUGUGCUGCUACAGUACUGUUGAAUCGUCCGUGAAUCUAAAGAAAAGGCAACUAAACUUGCCUGAGCCCAACUGAUCCGCUCUGACCGCGUCUCUACCGCCUACCACCACGCUGGCGAACACUGAGCUCGAGUACUGUGUCGUUUAUGAAAUUGUAGUGCGCGCAUGUGAGGGCAUCCUUGACGAAACCCAUCGAGAACUUGAGCUGCUGCUUGUUCACCGGCAUGUUCAAAUCGGCCUGCAAAAGCAACACAAUGGUUACACACUCAACGCAAAAAAAGCAAUCACUCCCAAGUUGGCUUACCAUCAGCUUCUGCUUGAGUGUCCGCAUGUUAUCCUUCACGUCUAGCUCCACCGUCAGCGUCUGCCCCUCCAGCUUCCACUGAGCGUUGUCUGGAUCGUUUGGAACCUUGACAACCAAUCGAACCAUUCCCUGUUUGCAAAGCAAACGAACACGUUAGUGUGAGCAAUCCAAGUGUCAGUCGAACAAAUAUCAAGCAAAACCAACCGGAUGUCGUGAAGCAAACUCCUUUUCCGGCAUCAGUGACGACCCGCCAGUACGCUGCCUCUUUGCUGCUGGUUCAAGAUCUUCGCCUGGAGGCCCCGAAACGCCAGGAGGACCGGCAGCGAUGCCGGGUGGACCACUGCUCAUUCCCGGCGGCAUAGAGCCUAAUGCUUGCAUGUGCGGGGGAACCAAACCAGGAGAACCAGCAUUCGGAGGCAUCAUACCAGGCACCAUACCAUGAGUUGGCAUGGAAGCUCCCAUCCCGAGCGGUACUACACCAGGCGGCAUCAUCAUCGGAGCCGAAGCCAUUGGGGCCGACAUUGCUGGUGUUGGCUGAGAAAGUAGUGUACUUGUUGGCAUCUGUCCAAGGUCCGUGAAUUCAGUGGACAUCGGAACCUGUUGACCUUGAAAAGUGUCUGAAGAAGGGACCGUUUUUUCUUCCUCGUCGGAGUCUUCCUCCAUGCCGUCCUCCUGUUGUUGCUGUUGUUGCUGAUGUUGUGGCUCUGCAACAGUUGGCGCUGUAGUCGCUUUCAUCAAGCGCGCUUCUUCUUCAGCUGAAGACGCAAAGAUAUCUGCACGCUUCGUUGCAAAGCGUCGUAGGGAGUCUGCGAUCGCCGAUCCUGCCGCGUAUGAGCUCUCCUUCUGCUUCUCUAAGUGACGCUGCGUUUCCUCGCGCCAUUUCGGGUUCAUCAACAGAAUGCGCAUAUGCUCGUUGGCCUCAGCAGAUGACAGAGUCUUGCCAUCCACGCUCAGUAACGGUUGCUGCGCUGUCGCCGCUGUGGCUUGUGGCACGUAGUCCUCGACCACCUUAAUCUCCGGCUUCGGCUCG